AGUAUUGCCGCUCCAGCUGCGAUCCGGGCUUAGUUCCGUCUUCGGUAACAGUAACGUUAGCAACCAGGCAACCCGCAACGAAAACUACGCGUGCGUGUGUGAAUCAUUUUUUUUUUUUCUUGUAUUAUUGUUGAUUUAUCGAGUGAGAAGGAGACAAUUGUCGAUAAUUCGAACAUUCCGUGUUUUAUGACAUUUUAUCGUGAAUCGUUGUUUUCUUUUUUUUUUUUUAUUUUGUUUGUCGUUCACCUCAUCGGUUGUCUCGCCGAAAACGAACUAUUCGGUGAACUUUGAUUACUUAAAAUUGACGAGUUUGAUAAUACGGACCAUCGAUGCACGGAUGUGCGGUGGUGUUAUUCGUAAUAAAUAAUAAAUCAAGUGGUGAUUGUGAGACGUCGAACACGUGCUGCGAACGCGGCAUCCUUGCACCAAUUUCUUCACCGAUAUUGUUGUUGCGACAAAAGGAUACCGAGUUAUCACCCAAGUGCCAAGUGUGAACCCACGACAUCAAUUGGAUUACGCACCGUCGCAUCGAUCUACACCCACGUGUGAUCAAUGUUGUGCUAAUUGUGAUUAACUCUGUACACAACGACCUCUGAGCAUCGUCAGAGACAUAGAAAUCGUGAAUCUGUCUAAAUGCUCGUCGACGCAAUGCCUCGCAGUUUUGUCAAACGAAACAACAGCUACAGUCACUGUCCUCUGAAAAAACGGCCCGUCCACGUUAUGCUGGCCGAAGAUGCCUCCUUCUCUUCGGAAUCCAUCAAAGAAGAGAUCGUCGAGGAGGUGAUAGUGGACGACAUCCCGGAGCCAGAAAACCUCAGCACGAAACCGGAGGACUUGAGUAGAACGGCAGAGAAGCUAAACCAGAUAAAAAACACCUCGAAUUCCGUGAGUGCUUGGCAUGAAAUCCCGAGAUCCCCGGAAAUCGCGAGCACGGCUUUAUCCCGACGCUCGGCGUCGCCGAAGCCGAUAACGAGGUCCCCAUCCCCCGCGGCGCAGCCCCCGACGCAGCCGGCCUCGAUCCAGAGUCACCAUCUCCACGAGCACCAUCAUAACGGUAACAACGCCAGCACCCACCACCACCACCACCAACACCAUCAUCAUCAUCAUCAGCAACAGCAACAGCACCAGCACCAGCAUCAACAACAUCAACUGCAGCAGCAGGAGCAGCAGCACAUCUAUCCGGUGAAGACGCUCACCCCGCCGGCCGGAAUCGCGCCGCUCCAUCCCGUGGCGAAAAAGGCGCGAGUCGAGGUGAUACAGCACGAUAAUUCGCCCUCGGUGCCGACGUCCUCAGCCCCCGUCCACUUCAUGGCGAGCGGCGUCGCGGCGCCCUUGGACCCCCUGAACCUCAACACCCCCGUCGAGCCGCUGGCGCGAUACGCGGCGACGCCUGCUUGGGCGAGAGGGGCGCCCCUUUUCCCGCCUCACUACCUACCGUAUCCGGCGUAUCGUUACCCGGGCGCGGAUCUCUACCCGGCGUAUCCGGUGGCCGGUGGUUACUCUCACUCGUCGCCCGAUCAUCCCUCGGCGUCGCCGCCACCCCACACGGUUCUCACCUGCCCUACGAUCCCGAGGCCGGUGGCGAGUCGAAGCUACGCACCCUGGGCGAGUCCGGACCACUGCGGCCUCUCGCCGACGAGCUCGCUGGGCUCCGGAUCCCUCAGAUCGCCGCCCCCCGUGACGCCGGAGGACCUCUCCUCACCUGGAAGCGACAGCGGACGAUCGUCCGCCGGAAGUACGUCGGCGGGGCCGAUCGGGGGCGGUCAGAAGCACGAGAAGGGAUCGUCGAGCUCGCCUCGCCACAACUGCUUAAACUGCGGCAAGUCCUACUCGACGUAUUCGGGACUGUCGAAGCACCAGCAGUUCCACUGCGCGGCGGCCGAGGGUCAGACCAAGAAGUCCUUCAACUGCAAGUUCUGCGAGAAGAUCUACGUCAGCCUCGGCGCCCUCAAGAUGCACAUACGGACCCACACUCUGCCCUGCAAGUGUCAUCUGUGCGGCAAGGCCUUCUCCAGGCCGUGGCUACUCCAGGGUCACAUCAGGACUCACACGGGCGAGAAACCCUUCCGGUGCCAGCACUGCGGACGCGCUUUCGCCGACCGAAGCAACCUCAGGGCCCACCUGCAGACUCACAGCGACAUCAAGAAGUACUCGUGCUCCUCCUGCGGCAGGACGUUCAGCAGGAUGUCCCUCCUCACCAAGCAUCAGGAGGGAGGAUGCUCCGGCGUCACCGUGAACAGCGCCUAGGCCUGCCGACAACGACGUGACGCCGGGGCAUCGUCGGGGAGAGAAGAGACGGCUGACGAUCGGUAUCGUUGACUGAGUAUCGCGGUGUCCCGGUUCGGGGGAUACGCAACAGUGCCUUAAUUUUAAAAUAAUCGCGGGGACCGAUCGACGCAGGGAGAUUCGAAAAACAAGGAAGAAUACAUAUAUGUUAGGCUGACAAAACAAACCUCGCACGGAAGACUGCAAGCUCUUGGAGUACAAACGAAUAUGAAAAGAUGAAAAAUUAUUAUAUCGUAUAUACAUAUUGACGAGAAGGAGAAAAAUGUAUAAAGAAAUAUGAAAAUUCAAAGGUUUAUACCGAAUAUACAUAUAUAUAUAUAUAUAUAUAUAGAUACACACACGUGUUUUCGGUUGUACUCCAAGAGCUUGCAGUCUUCCGUGCGAGGUUUGUUUUCUCAACCUAAUAUAUUUAUUCUUCUUCCUUGUUUUUUUCAAUCAUUUUCGAUUCUCUUCAAAUCUCCCUG
Neodiprion fabricii is the source of this 2750-nucleotide messenger RNA. RefSeq names its product transcriptional repressor scratch 2-like. Gene Ontology annotation, biological process: regulation of DNA-templated transcription. Lineage: Eukaryota; Metazoa; Arthropoda; Insecta; Hymenoptera; Diprionidae. Bases 634 to 2247 code for a protein of 537 amino acids. The transcript has 2 exons. Gene Ontology annotation, molecular function: DNA-binding transcription factor activity, RNA polymerase II-specific; RNA polymerase II cis-regulatory region sequence-specific DNA binding. The record is from RefSeq and is a predicted model, not a curated record.